Molecule: messenger RNA, 2901 nt
Organism: Striga hermonthica
Lineage: Eukaryota; Viridiplantae; Streptophyta; Magnoliopsida; Lamiales; Orobanchaceae
Source: the annotation of a GenBank genome assembly
AUGGCGUCGAAAUUCGGAUUAGCGGGUGGCAUCCCGGAGCGCCGUGUCCGACCCAUUUGGGACGCCGUUGACUCUCGCCAGUUCAAGAACGCCCUCAAGCUCUCCACCGCGCUUCUUUCUAAAUACCCCAAAUCUCCUUAUGCGCUCGCGCUGAAGGCUCUGAUUCUGGAAAGGAUGGGCAAGAAUGAGGAAGCGCUAUCUGUUUGUUUAAAUGCCAAAGAGAUUCUUUUGACCAGUGAUUCAAGCGUGUACGGGGAUGAUCUCACACUCAGCACGUUGCAAAUUGUCUUUCAGCGCCUUGAUCACCUGGAUAUGGCGACAAGUUGUUAUGAGCAUGCAUGUAUGAAAUACCCCAACAACUUGGAAUUAAUGAUGGGCCUCUUUAACUGUUAUGUGAGAGAGUAUUCAUUUGUCAAGCAGCAACAGAUAGCUAUUAAAAUGUACAAGAUUGCUGGUGAAGAAAGGUUCUUACUCUGGGCCGCUUGCAGCAUCCAGUUGCAGGUUUGCUGUGGCAAUGGGGGAAAUAAACUUUUCCAGUUAGCUGAAGGUUUGCUCAAGAAACAUAUUGCUUCGCAUGGUUUGCAUGAGCCAGAAGCUCUUAGCGUCUAUAUAUCUCUAUUGGAGCAACAGUGCAAGUAUGGUGAUGCUUUGGAGAUUCUUUCUGGAAAUUUAGGAUCUCUAAUGAUGAUUGAAGUUGACAAACUACGUCUACAGGGAAGGCUUCUUGCUAAGGCUGGAGACUAUGCUGCCGCAGCCGACGUAUUUCAGAAACUCUUAGAACUCUGUCCUGGUGACUGGGAAUGCUUUCUGCAAUAUAUUGGCUGCCUUCUGGAGGACGCCAGCAUCUUUGUCAAAGAGGCAGAUCCCGUGAAUAUACCAAAUUCUAUCCGGUGCACGAAUUUGCAAAUAUCAGAGGAACAUUUUGAUUCUCGAAUGUCAGAUGCAGAGAAUUUCAUACAGAAACUAAUGGUUGAGGAAAUUAAUAAAUCUGAAAGAUGCCUGUAUUUGGCACGCCUUGAAAUUGAAAGACAAAAGAUUCUGUUUGGGAAAGGUGAUGCUGACAAUGUAGUGGAGGACCUAAUGCAAUAUUUUGUCAGAUUUGGCCACUUGGCAUGUUGCACUUCAGAUGUUGAGAUGUUUCUUCAAGCUCUCGAUAAUGAUAAGAAAAGUGAGUUUUUGAAGAAAUUAGUGAAGGAAUAUGAAGCUAGUGUUAGUGCACCAACUAAAGCGCUUGGACAGUCCAUAACUAUAUUCAAAGUCCAGAACAUCAUUGGUGAUAUGUUUGCUCUACAACUUUUCUGGCGUACGCGGGAUCUCGGAUAUUUGUUGGAGUCUAUUAUGAUUCUGGAGUUUGGUCUGACUAUCCGGAGAUAUGUCUGGCAAUAUAAAGUUUCAUUGGUGCAUCUGUAUUCUUAUUGGAAUUCUCUUCCACUAGCUUAUGAACGCUAUAAGUCCUUGGAUGUGAAGAAUAUUUUACUGGAGACGGUAUCACAUCAUAUUUUGCCACAGAUGUUGUCAUCGCUUUUGUGGGCAGAUACAAAUGAUCUUUUGAGGGAGUAUUUAAAGUUCAUGGAUGAUCAUUUCAGAGAAUCGGCUGAUCUUACUUUCCUUGCAUAUCGCCAUAGGAACUAUUCAAAAGCGAUCGAAUUUGUGCAAUUUAAGGAAAGACUGCAGCGCUCAAGUCAGUAUUUGAUGGCGAAAAUUGAAUCACCUGUUUUACAGCUGAAGCAGCACUCUGAUAAAAUUGAUGAAGAGGAGCGUAUCCUGGAGAGUUUGGGAUUUGGAAUUCACUUUGUGGAGCUGUCAAAUGAGAUCAGAAGCAAAUCAUUGACUUUUAAUGAAGACUUGAAGCUGCGACCUUGGUGGACUCCGACUUAUGACAAAAAUUAUCUCCUGGGACCCUUUGAAGGAGUCUCCUAUUGCCCCGCAGAAAACAUGCACAAUCAGAUCAAGCAAACAGAGGCGAAUGUUAUAAAAACCAUAGAAAAGAGGUCUCUGCUUCCUCGGAUGAUCUAUUUGUCAAUGUAUUCUGCUUCAUCGUCAGUGAAGGAAACUAUUGAAGCCAACGGGUCGAGAGUCGAUCCAAAACACUCGUUGGAACUGAAAAUCUUACUUGAGCGCUAUGCUAGUAUCCUGGAAUUUCCUUUCCAGGAUGCUGUAGAAUAUGUUUUUGUGGUUUUAAGUGGCACCACUUCUUUGAAGGCACCAAAUCCUGAUAUCAUUGACUGGAUGAAUUUUGCCGUUUUCUUGAAUGCUUGGAAUCUAAAUUCUCACGAGGCCAAAUCCUCUCAAGACAAAUGUGGCCCAGGCUCUAGCAGUACUUGGAAACUUGUGAAUAACCUGCUGAGCAAAUAUGUUCUCGAGACGAUUAAAUCCGCGGGACCCACAGCUUCUGCUCCGGGUAAUGAUAUCUCGUUUCUUGCUCAGCUGGUGACCGAGCCCUUAGCCUGGCAUGCCCUAAUCAUCCAAUCACGCGUUCGGUCAUUGCUCCCUUCGGGGAAAAAGAAGAAGAAAGGUGGGCCCGUGGAGCAAUCGAAUUCUCAGCUAGUGAACGAGAUACAGAUCUCAAUCGGCUCCUUAUGUGAUACGCUGGAGGUUGUGACAAAAUGGUUGAAAGAACAACUCGACAAACUUGAUACCGAAUUUGAUCCCAUAUUUUCUUCCAUUCAGAGUAAGGAAAGGCAAAGUGGACCCGGGAAAGUGUUCAAUAUGGUCGAGUCUUGCCUGACACGGGUGGACAGUGUCGAAGUUGGUGAUAGGAUUUUCGAGGCUGUACAGUCGUGGAGUCCUGCCGAGGUUGUCCGGAAGAUUACUGCUGGUCAGGGCAGUUUACUUUCCGAGUUCCUCAAAAUAUGCGAAUCGAAGAUUAAGUUUUUGCAGGGGCUUAGGCUUCAGUUGUAG